This is a messenger RNA of Drosophila simulans, 5281 nucleotides long. It is a transcript of the gene REPTOR, whose product is annotated as protein CREBRF homolog. Gene Ontology annotation, biological process: regulation of transcription by RNA polymerase II; response to unfolded protein. The transcript is spliced from 4 exons. The coding region runs from base 16 to 2460 and encodes 814 amino acids. Lineage: Eukaryota; Metazoa; Arthropoda; Insecta; Diptera; Drosophilidae. Gene Ontology annotation, cellular component: nucleus. Gene Ontology annotation, molecular function: RNA polymerase II transcription regulatory region sequence-specific DNA binding; DNA-binding transcription factor activity, RNA polymerase II-specific. The record is from RefSeq and is a predicted model, not a curated record.
CCCGCCGUAGAUACAAUGACAGAGAAUCAGCUGUAUCCCAUGUCAUCGGAGUUCUUUGACACCGGCUCGAACAGCAGCAACAACACACUCAAAUACGAUCUGUAUUCCCUGGGCUCCACCGUUGUGGGGGCGGCCCUGCCCACGUUGACCAUCAACACGGGCUACGGCAGUAGCAGCAUCAACAGCAACAAUAACAACACUAAUAACAACAAUAACAACAGCAGUAGUCACAGCAGCAGCAGCAACUGCUCCACCAGCACCACAAAUACCUGUAAUGUAAUGCUAAGUACAACGGCCAUAACAAUACCACGCAGCAGCAACCACAACCAGAUCCAUCAUCAUCCGUAUCAGCAGUCCGAUUUGCAGACACCGCGCCAUCACCCCAGUCCUCUACACACGUUGCCCAGCAUGACCCACCAGCAAAAUCAGCUUCAGCAGCAGCAGCAGCAACACCACAACCAACAGCAGCAGCUGCAGCAAUCGCAUUUGGCACUGGGAGAGCUUUCGGACUUUGGACUGGAUGCCCUGGAUGCCGCUUCGCUGUCGCCCACCCUGCUGCAGGAUGUGAGCCUGAGUGCCGUUUCUCCCCUAAGCACCACACUGUACAAUGGCAACACCAGUGGAGCAGGCAGCAGCAACGGAAUAGGAUCCGGCAGUGGUGGCUACUUCACGCCCGACAUGUCGCACAGCCUCAGCCUGAAUGUCAGUGAGCAGGUUCUGCUGCAGGAAGGAGCAACCCCGAAUGAGUUGCUCUACGAGAUGACACCCAACUCGAAUGCCAUGUGGAGUGAUAUCAGCAGUGCCAUUAUCCAUACCAAACACGAGCCAUUCAGUCUGGACGAUGACUACAUCUUUCCUAACGAUAAGGCCGAAAUUCAGGCGGCCGAUUUGUCUGACCUAAAUGGUGGCGAUUUUCUGGAUGUGAUCGGAAACAUAGAGGAUUUCUUGCCGCAGACCGCAGUCAGUCAAAGUGUCAAUUUCCUACUAUCGCCGCAAGCUCAGGGACAGGAUGCCCUGGUGGCACCGCCCAUGGAACUUUUGCAACUGCAACAACAGAAUAACCAGCAGCUGCAGGUUGGCAGCCUGCCGCAGUUGCAAACGCUGCUCACUCUAUCCCAGCAGCAGCAGUCGAACAGUUCCUCCACUAGUCCGUAUGAGAUCUAUCACAGUACGCCCCAAAAGCCGCAGCAGCAGCAGCUGUCCGCCAGCUUCUCGCCCGGCAGUCAGGCAUCCCAAUCGCCGCUGACCCCACCGCCGCCACCGCACGCCAAUCGACCCCAGUACCAGGUGGUUAAGUCGCGCAACAUGCAGGAAUUGAUCAAGAAGGGCUUUCCCAUGUCCUCGCCGCCAGAACGCUCGAUCCUAAGUCAGUCGGCCGCCUUGAGUCCGGGUGGCAGCAGUGGUUUUGGCAGCUCGGCUUCUGGCAACAGUACAACUACCAGUAAUCAGACAUCCGGAUCAGCCGUGCGCAAAUCGUUUGGCUACCAGAGCGCCGUGGAGAACUCCCAGCUGAGUCGCCUCAGCUCGUCGGCUCCGACGCACCUGGGAUUGGAGCACAUCUGGAUGCGACGGGAGCCACGACAGCAUUUACUCUCCACCGGCUCGCUGGCCGAGGCCGAGAGCUUCUCUUCGCUGAGCACGGGCAGUGUCUUGUCCCCGGAUGGCAUUGACUUCUCGCAGGACGAUGAGGAUGACAAUUCCAGUGAGAAUAGCGAUAACUACGACGAUUGUAGCAGCGACAAUGGACUCUCUGAGGAUGAAGAUGAAACGCGUACCUCGACACCAAACCAUUUGUCCAGUAGCAAGGGCAAAGAGCGAUUCUUCUGGCAGUACAAUGUUCAGGCCAAAGGACCCAAGGGAAAGAGACUGGUCUUUCAAUCGAAGCUCGAGGAUCCUCAUGUGCUGAACGAGGUGACAGACCCCGUCUUCAGUCCAACAUGCUCCGUGCGAGGCAUUAAGGUGUACAAGCACAGUGGCAAGGCCCGCAAGGGCGAUGGUAACGAUUUAACUCCCAACGCCAGGAAGCUGCACAAUAUUGGCAAGGAAUUGGACAAGCUAAGCCGCACCAUCAAUGACAUGACUCCUGUUUCCGAGCUGCCAUUCAAUGUGCGCCCCAAGUCGCGCAAGGAGAAGAACAAGCUGGCCUCACGCGCCUGUCGCCUGAAGAAGAAGGCGCAGCACGAGGCCAACAAAAUUAAGCUUUUCGGCCUUGAAAUUGAACACAAGCGCCUCAUGAAUGGUAUAGCCGAGCUAAAGCAGGCCUUGGUCGUCAAGCAUCGCACCAAGAACCUGGGCGAAUCCACCGAGGAGGUGGACCAACAAAUUGCACGCAUUUACGCUACCGCCUCGUCUGGAAUCCGCAUUGCGGGUGGUUCAACGGAUUUUGUGAACAAGGUGCUGGAGAAUAUGCGCGGCGGCAUGCCGAAUGGAGGCCUCGAGGAGCUGCGUAAAUCGUCGUAGACCAAACGAGGACAAAAAUGUAAAGCUAACGAACCGCCCAUCAAGCCAACUUUAUCCACACCACCAACAACUGAAACCCAUUCUGCGACAGGAUGACAAUUUGAUUUUGGAAUGGAAUCAGUCGAAAAACAGGAAACAUUUUCUUGAGCUCGGAAUUAGUUGAGAAAAUUCUUUAUUGAACCUCCUUCCCUCCUCAAAAACACAACGUUCUGUUAAAUUGUUCUACAUAAGUGAUAUAAUAUUGAUAACCAAGAUAUAACUGUGAUUCAAAGAGCCUGGGCUUUAUAUGUUUUGUAUGGCAGAAAAUUGAAGAAAAUAUUUUUUACUUUUUCGCGACCACGCCGAAACCGGAAAGCCAGAGCCAAACAAACGUAAACAAAAGAAAAACAAAAUUCCUUUUGAAAAUGCAACAUUAACAAAUAGAAAGAAACAAAACAAACACGUAAAGAAAGAGGCCACCACAAAACUGAAAAGAAAAUGUGAAAAAUACAAAAUUUCGUUUAGCCAUUAAGAUUGUUAAGAAACGGAGUGUUUAGACGAGCAAGUGAAUUUUGUAGGGCUUUGCUACCAGUUUUACCUGCUUAAUGAAUAAGGGUAAAACAUUCAUUUGAUUGGAUUGGAAGAAUAUAUCGGGAAUGCUAAGAAUUAUUGGAGUAUAAGUUAAAUACAACUGCGAUUUAUCUGUUUAAGUUUUAAAUGCUAUAUUAACGAUGUAUAACUUUGGUUCAAUGUUUUAGUCAUAGGUUUUUACAUUUAACUCAAUGUGGGGAGAGAGCUUUUAAAUAGAUCAUACGAACCUACAUAUUACAUUUAUCGGUUAUUAUAAUUGUUUUGGCCCUCAUCCAAUAUAUACAUAUUUUAUGGUCCUAGGUUGUCUUUUUUAAGUUUUCCAUUUUGUUAAAGAAAGUUCGAUUGUUUCCAAAUAAGAAUGUUUUGCGAAACUUUAUUAAUUUACUUAAAUGCUAUAACUAUCUAUACAUAUACAUAAACAUACAUACAUGCGUGGUGAUAUAAUUUUAAUUUUUCUUUUUAUGCUUUUAUUUCUUGAUGUUAACCGUAGGAUUUCAAUAUGCUUGAACUCUGCAACUGAGAAUGAAAUAAUUUUAAGUUUUUCUAUUAUCCAUACGAUUUGCUUAUGCUUAUGAAAUACCUUCAAUAUAAAUUAUAAUUUAUUAAUUUUUAGGCACACAUGAAAACAUUUUCAAGGCUUCAGUUUUUAUCUUUCACUUUCGGGCUACUCAAAAAACAAAAAAAAAAAAUAUAAGAAAAACACCAAACAAAAAAGUAAUACAACUUUGAGUUUUAUUCUAAUUUGCAUUAUCAAAAUGAAUACUUUUGCUCUGCUUCGAUGCUAAUUUUGUGAUAUUUGUAUUCAAAUUUUCUUUGUUGUGUAGUUCUUUGGGCGGGAUCCUCCUAUUUUGGGUUAUAAUUUCCAUUUACUAUUUGGUAGCCUUUUUUACUGCUAUUUGUUGCUUAACGUGUUGUGUUCAAUUGAUAUCAAAAGAAUUAACUAUCGAAAGAAAAAAGUACAUUCUAACUGAGGGAAAAGGGAAGAAAACGAGAAUGAGAACGAAAAUACAAAUUACAAAAGUGAUUCAAGUUAAAAACUUAGAACUUAGGCACUCGUAUCACCCACAGCGAUGAACACGUGGACAUAACAAAUUGUAGUUGUUAACAUAGGCUUAAACAAAUAUAAUAUAGAAACCCAUAUAGCGCACAUACAUUAUACAUCGACACGCAAAAUUGGCCAUCAGUUUAAACGGUUUUCAAAUUCAUGUCUUGGGAGCUAACUCAUUACAUAAGUGAUAAGAAUUCAAAAUUACAAUCUAGUACUUUAGAAACACAUCGGGCAAGCGGAUAUCCCACACACACACCCACAUCCACACACAAAGUACAAGCGCAAGCAGAAAUACAAAAUAUGUAUGAUCGAUCUAUGCAUAUAUCAUAAUUAAGUCAGGUUGCUUAGGUUUUAGGAUGGCUUUGUGUAAAAAGUACCGAGUAAAGCAAACAGAAUUCAAGGCGAAGCAGCAUUGAAAUAAGCACGACAGUUCCUCAGUGUUUAAUAUUGUAUAAUAAACAUAUUAAAUAUAUAUUUAAAACAAAACAUGUAUACCUAAAUGUUACGGAUAUUGUAAAUGUGUGUGCUUUAUAUAAAUGUGCUUCAGAGAAAACAACUUUUAUAUACAUAACGAAACUAAGCAAACUACCUCAAAACACGUUGGAAAUGAAGUUCAAGAUUCAUAUUCGAUGGAGAAGCAAAAGAAUUACAAUUUGAAAGUAAAUAUAAUUUAUAUAAUAAUAUGAAAAAAACCAAGAGCCUGAUUCAUGUGUCCAUUUAAAGCAUAUAUACAUAUAUAUAUCUAUAUUAAUAACAGUGCAUAAUUAUGUAUUUUCAAAUUCUUUAAAUUAGGUAUAAAACGAAAAAAAUUCAAAUUAGAUAGUGGAUGCACUCGAAAAAACCGCGAAGAUCAGACAACGAAAGUCCUCUUGGGCGAGUGCAUUACCAGAACCAAAAAUUAAAAAACGAAAUGAAAAGGUUUGAAAAGUCCAAGAUGGAACAAUUGAAACAAUACCAGAAUAUUAAAAAACAAUGAUGAAAAAAAAAACAACUGUGUUGAAAAUUAAAAAUUUUGUAUGCAUACGCAUUAAGCGAACAUUAAAAAGAUGUGAAAACAUAACUAUUAUGUCUAAAUAAACACACGUCAGAUGUAUGUACGUCAACGGAAAAACAUUGUCUAUAUAUUACAAUUACUAAAUACAUACCAAAUUGAAUACAUAUUGAUGAAAAAUAAUAAAUACUGGCGAAAGCAGAACAACGGAA